GUGUUUUUCAUCUUUUCAUCGUUGUUUUUUAGUAAAUCUGUCGCAAAAAUUAUCAUUAAUCAUAAAAUAAUAAACAAAUAGCAAAAGAAUUGUGAUGUCGUUAUCAAGUCUGCUGCCCACGCCGACAAAUGCGGUAUGGGAUCGCGAGGACGAGCGUCGCAUGGCAGCCAAAGGUGCUCCAAUGAUUGGUGCCUUGGUUUCCGCCAAAAUCGCAGCGCCACCUUACGGACAACGCAAGGACUGGAUACCACGGACAGAAGCCGACUUUGGCGAUGGUGGCGCCUUCCCUGAGAUUCAUGUGGCACAGUAUCCGCUAGGUCUUGGAGCGCCUGCGAAUAUGGGAAAGAAGUCAGAUGCGCUGGCUGUGCGUCUGGAUGACAAAGGCAAAGUCAAAUAUGAUGCCAUUGCCCGUCAGGGACACGGAAAGGACAAAAUUGUAUAUUCCUCGAUAUCGCAGCUGUUGCCCGCUGAGGUGUUGGCCGAGGAUGCGGAUGAGCUGCAGCGUCCAGAUGAGGAAACGGUUGCCGAGACAACCGAGGAGACUCGACUGGCACUGGAGAAGCUUACCAAUCAAAAGAUUACCUCUGCACUUCCAGUGCGCCAUGCACAAAAGGCAGCGCCUGCUCAAUACAUUCGAUAUACACCAUCGCAGCAGGGAGACGCCUUUAACUCGGGUGCCAAGCAGCGGGUCAUUCGCAUGGUGGAGGCACAGCUGGAUCCCAUGGAGCCGCCAAAGUUCCGCAUUAACAAGAAGAUACCACGUGGACCGCCAUCCCCACCAGCGCCAGUGCUGCACUCGCCCUCACGUAAGGUGACAGUGAAGGAGCAAAAGGAAUGGAAGAUACCGCCCUGCAUAUCCAACUGGAAGAACGCCAAAGGUUACACCAUACCACUCGAUAAACGUCUGGCUGCCGAUGGACGUGGUCUGCAGCAGGUCCACAUCAACGAGAAGUUUGCCAAGAUGGCCGAGGCAUUGUACAUAGCGGAUCGUAAGGCUCGCGAGGCCGUUGAGGCGCGAGCGCAGUUGGAGAAGAAACUGGCACAGAAGGAGAAGGAGAAGAAGGAGGAUAUGCUGCGCAUGAUGGCACAGCGGGCACGUGAGGAGCGUGCAGGUUUGCGCAAUCCAGAGGCGGAUGUGCCCAGUGGUUCGGGCGGAGUCGAUGCCCGCGAGCGCAAUGAUCUCCGUGCGGAGCGACAAAGGGAACGACAACGUGAUCGGAAUCUAAUGCGAGCCGCGCCAGAGAAACGCACCAAGCUACAGCGUGAGCGGGAGCGUGAUAUAUCCGAACAGAUUGCAUUGGGAUUGCCAGCCAAGAGCGUUGGCACCGGCGAAACAUUGUUCGAUCAGCGUCUGUUUAACACCACCAAGGGAAUGGACUCCGGCUAUGGGGAUGAUGAGGCCUACAAUGUGUAUGACAAGCCAUGGCGCGAUUCCAAUACGAUGGGAGCACACAUCUAUCGGCCCAGCAAACAGGCGGACAGCGACAACUAUGGUGGUGAUCUGGACACGAUUGUCAAUACGAAACGCUUUGUGCCCGACAAGCAAUUCUCUGGUGCCGGAUCCAGAGAGACAGCUGCCGCUCAACGGAGCGGGCCCGUUGAGUUUGAGAAGGAAGAGGAUCCCUUCGGUCUGGAUAAGUUCUUGAACAUGGCCAAAAAGGCGCCAAAGCGUGCCGACGAAAAGAAUGAACGCGGCAGCCACUCGGAGCGCAAGCGUAGUCGACGGGACUAGACUGGACGGAACAGACGGAUCGGCAGGACGUGAGGGAGCUACUCCUAUUUUAUAACAUCCCCAACUUUUGGCAAAUACAUGCAUAUAUACAUAUAAAAUUA
Molecule: messenger RNA, 1833 nt
Organism: Drosophila innubila
Lineage: Eukaryota; Metazoa; Arthropoda; Insecta; Diptera; Drosophilidae
Gene: Bx42
Product: puff-specific protein Bx42
Exons: 3
Coding region: 95-1732 (545 amino acids)
Biological process (GO): mRNA splicing, via spliceosome
Cellular component (GO): spliceosomal complex
Source: RefSeq, a predicted model, not a curated record